Messenger RNA from Scleropages formosus (Asian bonytongue), 1234 nucleotides. Its product is annotated as NAD(P)(+)--arginine ADP-ribosyltransferase 1-like. Bases 128 to 895 code for a protein of 255 amino acids. The transcript has 2 exons. Gene Ontology annotation, molecular function: NAD+ poly-ADP-ribosyltransferase activity; NAD+-protein-arginine ADP-ribosyltransferase activity. The record is from RefSeq and is a predicted model, not a curated record. NCBI's taxonomy places the organism in Eukaryota, Metazoa, Chordata, Actinopteri, Osteoglossiformes, Osteoglossidae.
GUCCACGGCGUCCGGUCCGCGGCCUCGCGCUACUUGCUAAACAUAUUCGAUAUAUAUUAAUGCGCCGCUGCGAUGUUUGUUUCUCUUUUCGUGGCCGGAGAGCAGGAAGUGACCUGGUGCUGCGGCGAUGGUGCGAAUGACGGGAAAACUGCUGCUGCUGUUCUUUCUCACCACGGUGGCCCUUAACUGCGCCACUGUGGACGGCGAUUUCUGUGAGCCGCGUCUCCUGGACAUGGCCCAGAGCACCGUUGAUGAUCAGUACCUCUCGUGCACGGAGCGGAUGAUGGCUAACGUGACGGACCCGGGGACGGGGCUCUUGUGGGCGGAGCUGAAAGCCGACCCCUCCUUCCAGGCCAUGUGGGAGCAGAUGGAGCAGUGCGCCAACGGCACCGAGUCCCUCACGAAGCACCACGCCGUGGCGCUGGCGCUCAUCGCCGCCUGGAACCGCACCUUUCCGGACGCCUUCGACCGCGACGUCGAGGCCCUGGGUCCCAGCAGCGCCGUUUACAGGGACUACUUCCCCUCCAAGGCCCUGCACUUCCUGCUGACGGAUGCCGUGCGGCGGCUCAGGGUGCGAGAUGGCCGAUGUCGCACCGUUUAUGGGGUUAGCAAAGACCUGCUGGCAUUGGACAAGCCGGGGUCCGAGGUUCGACUAGGCCAGUUCUUCCACGCCUUCUCCAGCCCACGCGUGGAGUGGUUCGACCUGACCAUCAAGUCGUGCCACGCCGCCAUCCUCCCACAAUCCCCCUGUGCCACGAAGUGGUGGGACGUCCUGGUGCCGCCGUACGAGAAGUUCCGUGUGGUGGCGGUGAAGAAGUUGUGCCGAGGUCGUCACCUGUACCUGGAGUCCAGCGGGGUGCACAGCAACCUGGAGUGCGCCCUCUUCCCUGGGUGAAUGUGUGUGCGCGCGCGCGCGUGUGUGUGUGUGUGUGUGUGUGUGUGUGGUGUCUCCCCCUGUGCGUCUCUGUCCUCUGUCCCCAAGUGUCUCCUUCCAGUGACUGAAUGUACAAAAUCUCACACAGGUCUUUGGGGGAGACUGUGAGAUCCAUGUGGGCUGUAAUGCUGACGGUCGUCUGCUGCUGGGGUCUCUGUGCUGGAAGCUGAACACACAGUGAACCGCACACACACACACACACACACACACACACACACACACACCCUUUAACUGAAUGCCUAAUUCUUCAAAUACGGUGCAGAGAACUUCAGAGAAAAAUAAAUACUGAUAAGAAGCUGA